AUGACCGCUUCACCCGUGGUCCUUAUUCUCGGCGCCGGGCCAAACAUCGGCGCAGCAGUCGGCCGUCUGUUCAAGAGCAACGGCUACAAAGUUGCCCUUGCUUCCCGCAGAGUGACGGAUGGGGCUGACUCUGACGGCGUCCUCAACGUUCAAGUCGACCUCUCUCAGCCCAGCACCGUCACUCGCGCCUUUGAGAAGGUCAUUUCCGCCCUCGGACCGCCCGGAGUAGUGGUAUACAACGCGUCUUCAACCAAAUUCGUUCCGGCCGACUCUCCUCUUGACCUUGCACUUGACCUGGACGCCUAUCAUCGAGAUCUCGCCAUCAACACUACUAGCGUGCUCGUCGCGGCACAAGAGGCCGUCAAAUCCUUUAGUGGCCUGCCCGAAUCCGAAGCGAAAACGUUCAUCUUCACCGGAAACAUUUUGAACACCGAGCCCAUUCUGCCGCUGUUCAGUGCCGGAAUGGGAAAGAGUGCCACCGCGCACCUAGUGCAUGCCAGCUCGCUGGCGUAUCGGAAGCAGGGAUACAAAUUCUACUAUGUGGACGAGCGCAACGAAGAUGGCACCGUUGCAGGCAGGAAGAUCGAUGGUGACGCGCAUGCCCAGUUCUUCUGGCAACUCGCCCAGGAUCCGCAACAGCGAGAGUGGCUGGCGACAUUCGUGAAAGGGAAAGGGUACAAGGCGUUCCCCGGCACAAAUUACGUGAAGGAUGCCACAACAUGA
Molecule: messenger RNA, 723 nt
Organism: Cyphellophora europaea CBS 101466
Lineage: Eukaryota; Fungi; Ascomycota; Eurotiomycetes; Chaetothyriales; Cyphellophoraceae
Exons: 3
Coding region: 1-723 (240 amino acids)
Source: RefSeq, a predicted model, not a curated record